AUGUCUCGAAGCAAACCACUUACUUAUCAGUCUGCCAAAGCAGUCCUAGAGUAUAUCAGUUUUGGAAAGAGGAAAUGUUUCUACGCCAUGUGCCCAGCAAUCAGAAAAAUGGAAGAAAUUUUGCCUUAUCAUCUCAAAUUAGUCAAGCUGUUUAGUAUGGCGCAAGAUGAUAUCCUCAUGUAUAUUGAUUCUUUUCAAUUUCAUUUUGAAAAGUGUGAGGGAAAUCAGAUGCGUAUGGUAAACCGUGCAACGAAAACAGAUGUUGACCGGCUCACCUGUUUGGGACCCGAGCAGGCAGCGGAGAAAUUUUUAUUGUAUAAUUUAAGCAGAGAGGGGACACGCAUUAAAACAGUUAAAUUGAUUGAUGCACCAGAGUUCAUUUCGAAAUGCAUUCCAAUUGCAAUCAAAAACUUGGAUGUGUUCAGAACAGCUUUCACAGCAAGGUUCCCAACAAAUAUUUCAAUUGAAAAUGUGGAAAUAGAUACUACAGUUAGAGAAGACAUUCUAAAAAUGGCAAAACAUGUAAUAAUUCCUGUACAUGUCAAAGGAAGAAUCAACACAGAAAUAGUAUCUGAAUGGAAUUGCGAAUCCAUCCGAAUUGAAUCAUCGAUGUACUAUACAGAGAUUGCGGACUACUGUAACAAAGUGUCGAAAAGAACAGAUAGACCAAUUGGAAGUAGGUUGAUGGCAAGACACAGUGUACCCAUGGAGUUGUUUGAUGUGCUUGAUAUUCUUCAUUCUGAAAUGAACGCCAGAAAGACAAUGUUAAAUGGCAGAGAAUGUGCAACAAUUUCAAUCGACGAGUCGACUGAGUUGAACGUAUACGGAUUGACCAAUGAUGAUCACUAUGUGGUUGUGGAAGUCUGUGCAAGAGGGAGUGCAAUCGAUCAAGAUGUUUGA
This is a messenger RNA of Caenorhabditis remanei, 900 nucleotides long. RefSeq lists its product as uncharacterized. The transcript has 5 exons. Lineage: Eukaryota; Metazoa; Nematoda; Chromadorea; Rhabditida; Rhabditidae. Bases 1 to 900 code for a protein of 299 amino acids. The record is from RefSeq and is a predicted model, not a curated record.